Stylonychia lemnae is the source of this 6270-nucleotide messenger RNA. The record is from the annotation of a GenBank genome assembly. NCBI's taxonomy places the organism in Eukaryota, Ciliophora, Spirotrichea, Sporadotrichida, Oxytrichidae.
AUGUCUAAUUGGUAUUUUCAUAUUAAUUUUAUCCUUGAAAUUAAACCUCCGCUUUAGGAACAAUUUUUGAGAUAGGGUGAUAUUUUGCAGAGACUGUCUUAAGGACUCCUUAACUUUAAGGCACCUCUUUAGGGAGAGGCCUCUAAUAGGAAAAAAGUAGAGGAUACUGCUAAUCCACUCAAGUGGGGUGGAGUCUUACCACUUUCCCCUUUGCUUUGCAAGACUUUAGUACUUAGAUUUUCAUCUAGCUUGAACCUCGAUGAACUGCUAUCAUUUGAUUUGCUUGAUUCUUAUUUCUUGACAAAUGAUCAGUCCAAAAAGCAGUUCUCCUAUAUUAACCAGGUAGAGUAGAACAUCAACAGUCUCAGUUAGGAAUUGCAGAGAACUUAGCAGCAGAAUCAAAAUAAUCUGCAACUGUAUUAGUAGACUACAAUGACAUUCAAUAAAAUGAUUGAGAAGUGGUCCUAGGAAUUCCAAACCACAACUGCUUAGAUUCUCGAUGACUCAAUGCAAGUCUAUUUUGAGGAGAGGAAGAGUUUAUUUGAUUCAGUAUCAAUCGUGUUAGAAUUUAAAAUGAGGUAUCCAUAGACUAAAGUAGUUGAGACCUUUACUCAGCAAGACCUUCCUGAAAAUCUAAUCAAGAGUCUAGAGCAAAACGCGAAGUCGUUCAAUGUUUGGACUAAAUUUAAAGAUCAAAAGGACAUCGCCAUCAAGCUUUAAAGAGAAGAAAUAUAGAUUCUAUAGUGCCAUCUCCAGUAUUAUAAGAAUCAUUAAUAACCCACUGCUGUUUAAAUUCAGAGAUUAAUGAAAUAUCUGAUCUCUAAGGACUUCACAGGUCUCAUCUACAAAGAGAAAUCCUUUGCAUUCCAAUAUAUUUAGGAUUAGGAUCUCAUACAACAAAGAAUUAUUAUUUAGUCACUCUCACUCCUAAAUGGAGUUAACUUACUACAGCCUUCCCUAUUCGUUGAACUAGAGCUAAACAACAGAGAAAACAUGAAGAGAUUCGUAACUCAGCUUCUAUCAUAAGCAGAUCAAUUUAGAGCAGUAGCAGAGAUGUUCCAGAGUAUGGAGAUUAAUGAGAUUACUGCUUGUAUCUAUAUUGUGUUCAGAUAAAUCAUAAAUUUGCUGAAACUUGAAAAGAUUCAAAGGGAUUUGGGGUUGACCCCAGAUAAGAUUCAACUUGUAGUUAAUACUUAAGUUGACAGGUCCAUAGAGGAAGCUUAUGACGACUCAGUGAGCUCAACUAGUUCAGCUUUUAUUGAGAAAAAUUGGCUGAAUAUGGUCUAUCCCUACUUAGUUGAAAGAAAUAUGAGGCAGAGUCUAAUGCAAGCAUAGCAAUUAGCAUUUGAAAUAUUUAAGGAUCCAAUCUAACUUGAGAGGAUUUGGGGAUUAAUAGAGAGGACUAAUAAUUUGAUAGGAAAAGAUGUGAUGGUAGGUCCAGCCAGAAAGACACGAUACCACUCUCUCGAUAUCUUUGAGGAGAUUAUGCAAGACCCAAUUGAAAAGCUUGGGGACUUCUGCCUCAUUAUGUCGAAUUUAUGCGGGAAUAAGUAUCACAAAUACGAGUAAAAGGUAAUUAACCUCUUGAAGAAGUACAACACGACUCAUUUAGAGGAUAGAGCUAGAUAGAGAUAUGGCAAUAAAUCGUUGCUCUAAAUUUUACUAACAAUCUUUGAGUCAAGGACGACUGUGGUCUAAGACUUAUCAACUGAGAAUUACAACUCUUACUUGAAUCUAUGCUACCUUAUUGGCAAGAUUGUUUCUUAGAACUCAGUAGAAUAUGAAACUCUGAAUGACGAAUUCCUGGCAGUUGAAUUAGUGGGUAAGUAAGCUGGUAUCAAAGGAUUAAGAGGAAAGCAAGAUCUUAAUAAUUAUCAAAUCUCCGAGCCUAUCCUUGCAACUAUUAUCGAAGCAAUCUAAAAACUAUCGAGUCAGCCGUUUGAAGAGAGUACUUAUUCUUUAAGAAUGCUAGUGAAAGCUGUUAGCAAGAUUUACAAACAUCUGAAUCUUGAGAGUGAGAUUCUGAUGCACUUCCAAUUCUAUGAGAUCCAGUCUGACUUGGGUUUCCAUUUCAUUCAUUUCUACAAGACAUAGCUAGAUGACUUCGAAUUCCAAAUCGGUCACUUGCAAGACUACAGAAGAAUGGAAAUCGGGGGAUCGAUUCUUGUUAAACUUAUAGCUAAUGUCUACUAUCCUCUAGUUCUGAAUUUCUUCCAACUUAAUUUCGCUGAUGUGAAAUACUUGGUAAAUAUGACCUACAGACUAUUGAAGCUUACAAAGACCCUUUUAGAUAAAUACAGAGACAUUAAUCCCCACUACAAACUUCCAAUCUCACACAGACUACCGCAGUAUGAUCAGCUCUUGAUCUACCUUAAUGAAGUAUUCAACUUGACUCACAUUGAAAACAUCAUCCAAUAAGUCUUGCUGCUCUCAGAGGAUGAACUUGAAGGCAAGUCUACCAACAUUUAAAACAAGUAUUGGAUUGAAGUGUUGAGAAAAGGACCAGUCUCAGCAAAGCAUUAAAAGCAAUUCCAAAAAUUAAUCAGCAUUUCACUUUAGUGCUACAACACACUGCUUGAACUAACCUAUAUCAACAAUCAAACUAUGAAUCUCCCUGAAGACAGAUAAGAGUAAGUAGGCGCAAGAAUUUACUCAUUGAUCAAUCUAAACCUUGUAAAGAGUUUGCAGUCAUUAAUGAGCAGUCCAGGUCAAGGAGCUACUUAUUAAGUUGAAAGGAAGAAUAAUUCUCAUUUGAGUUACUCUAUUUUUAACAUCAUUCAGUACUACGUUAGACCUGGAUCAUUACUGAGCAAAAGCAUUAGUCAGAUUAAUAUCUAGGCUACUAAAUUUAUGCUUAAUUGCUGCAAUAUUUGGGCAACACCUUCCAAUAGAGUACCUGUGAAUCUGCAAUCACUAUUGAAGUACACUGGCAUUAUUCAGCAAGAAAUAAAGCAGCAGUAUAUUUUGAACUUUAUCGAAGCUUCAAAGAAUAUCAGUUCUCCACUUCAAAUGCAUUACUUAGUCGUCUUUUUAGACCUUAUGAUUGUCUCUGCAUCUUCACAGACCACCUUUGUAGAUGAUUUAUUUAGAGAGGACAUAUUCAAAAAGAGAUUCAUUGAUUUAGUUGGCAAUAUUCUGCCAAAUUCCAAGCCUAAUGAAAUUACAGAACUUCUGCAGAAGGACAUCAUGUCAAAGGUGAUCAUCCUGCUUGCAGAGUUAUCAAAUAACAGAAUAUGUCAGGAUGUACUCAAAGAAAUCAUAGAUUAGGACCAUCUCAAGAAGAUCUUUUAGCUUGUUAUCCAUAAUAGAUUCGUACCCGAUAUUCAAAAGAAAAUUGACUUUAACUAUAAUUCAUCUUUAUUCGGCGAUCCAUUCAGAAAACUAUUUGUAGAUAAACAUAACAAACAAUACAUUAAGGAAAACUAUUCUGCUUGCCUAGCUUUAAUUACUAUUAAGUACUAUUUUAGGCUUCUACAGGAUGAGUACUCAAGAGAUUUAAACAAUCAGUAUGUAAGAGAUGCCAUUACUAACUUAUUUUCACAUCCAACGCUACUCUAGGAGCUCAAGAACUUUAGUGUAAAAGUAGAUGAACUUUAUCACGAGAUAAACUAAGCUAAUAUCAUAAUGAAUGAAGGAGUAAAUCUUAGAGAUGAGAGGUCAGCCAAGCAUUAUGAGCUAUUGACCAUUCAAAGUCAAUUAAUAACCUAGCAGCACCAGAUAUUCAUGGAAACAAGCAGAAUUAAGUCAGAAGACACCACUGUUAAGAUCCUUGAUUUAGAAUGCUCCUAAAUAAUAGCCUAUGUUAAAAGCCACACUAAUCUGAACUACUUGAUGCAGUAAAAUGUCUUUGAAGCCAAUUAAUAUGCUAGGAUAGGCCCUCAGAUUGUAAUAAAUACAGAUGAGUUGAUUGAGGUAAUGAGAACAUACUACUACACUGAUGAAGAAUUUUUAGAUGGAAUGAGGGUAGUUACUUCUAAGUAUAACAUGAUGAUCUCUUAUCUAAUGUGCUUUAACCAGCUCACUGACACUGUGAAAAGCUUCAUUCUUAGUGUUGGCAAAACAAGAACCAGAUAGAAUUUGAGGAAUAAAGACUUUAUUAUCAAAGAUAGAGUCAUCAACACCUCCUUAUUUGUGUUUGUUGACAAUAAUGAUCCCAAAGACUUGGUCAAUAAUGAUAAUGCUGUUAAGGGCUUAUAAAAUAGACUGGCAAACAAAAUGAUAAUGAUUUCAGAAAAUCUGAUUACUUCAGGAAGUUUCACAAAGAUUCAAGCUUAAACUAGAUUUAAUGAAGAAAUGAGUAAUAGCAUUAUAUAUCCUAGACUAAGCUUAGAAAUAAGAUAACUAGAAACUGACAUUGACUACUUGACUAUUGUCCUUGGCGUAAUUAAUAAUCUCUCAACCAUUGGAAAGCUUUCAAGUGAUAACACAAAUCUUCUAAAAUCAAUGGCCAAGUUCAAGCAGGUCUUACUUUAAAUAAGAAAGAACUAAAUAGUAAAUAUCGGCCUCUAUGAUGGUGGCUAAGCUUAGAAAACAGAGUAUGAGUUACAAUGCGCCAGACAAUACAUCAAUUUAGUUCUUUAAGUGUUCUCUAUAGAAAAUCUUUUCCGAGCAUCCUAGAGCGUAAUUAUAUAGAGUUCAGAGUAAGACAUGGAAUACAUAUACAUUUCUUCAUCAGUGCUUGAAAUAAUCAAUGAAAAGCAGUGCUUCAUUCCAGGUCUGCAAAUAUUGACUCUAGCACUUAACUUAAUUAGCAACGAUAAACUCAUCUCGUUCUUCAAGAGAACCUAGAAUAAUCCUCUUAAUAUAGUUAUCUCUCGAUUUAAUAACGCAGCCACCAGUCUGUUAGAAUGCACUAAGAUAGUUGAGUUCUUUAUGAAUUUGAUUAAGGUUGAUCAAGGAGCUGAGUUAAUUAACGAUUCUAAUAUCAUCUUGAACAGCAGUAUAGGGUCAUUCGUAUCAAGAUUAAAAAAUUAGAGUUUAUAUGUAUCGGAAAAUGUUGAUUAAAAGAGAAACCCGCUUCAUGUACUUUGGUGCUUUAUUUUACUCUUCAUUAGAUCAUUGAAUCAAAAACUUAUAAAAGAUAACAACUAUAAGCGAACUAUCUCAGCUUAAUUAAGACUGUUUGAGGGAAGAAUCCCUGCGAUAUUUGAUGUUGGUUCUAUUAUCAUAAACAAACUAGGGGAUAACCAAUUUAUCAAGAAUACUCUAUCCCUAGCCUUAUUUGAAGAACUAGAACUCAUUAGUGCCUGUUUCGAAUAGAUAAUGGAAAACGUUGAAAUUUUGGAUCAAAACGACUUCAAAAUCUUUGAGCAAAUAAAGGAUAGAUAUUUCUUCUCAGUGGUUCAUCUCUUCACAGUCCAAUUCAAGGUUAAGCAAGUCUCAGCAACAGAAUAGUACUUUAAUGGCAUCUAUCUUGGCAAGAUAAAGGAGAAUAUGGCACCAGGAUCAUUGAUUGGUAGCAGUUCAUAGUUAGGAGACAAAAUAAACUUUUCAGGUUUUGACUUGCUAGUCCAUACAUAGAUGAUCAAAACAUUCCUUAAUAUGAAUUCAGCUAUGCUAAAUGUUCUGCUCUAUGACUAAAAGCUCUAAGAUGAAAGGAGUUUUAUUAACACUUGGGAUAGAAAGAGUCUAGGUGCGCAAAGCAAUUAUCAGGCUACACCAAGAAAAGGAGGAGACUUUGAUAACUUCAGUAUAAGUCACUCAAAUAAAUCAUAGUAUCCUUACUCUUACCUUGGUAUUCACGGGGACAGAGACUUAGAGCAGUUUUAGGGUCUUAACUAUUUGUUCUCUAGUCUUUAGAAUUAUAAUUCAGCUCUUAGAGAAAUGAAUAAACUAUUUAGGAUGUUUGUUAGCAACGAACAAGCUCUGAAGGAAUUCCACUAAAAUAUGUUUGCUUACUAUAAUCAUGAUGAAUGGAUAAACAACGAAAUGAUGGGACUGAAUUAAUACUAAGGCAGUCAUACUUUUUAGGACAUAUUAUAGUAAUUUGAGUGCUCUAUGUAGUCAGGAUACAUGGUAUCCACGCUUUUACUCUAAAAAUUAGAGGAGAUGUAAUAUGAAGGAGAAGCUAACUAUGGAGGCCAAGUCACUAUUCCUCUGAAAUCGGUAAUAGAUAGCGGAACAGACAUCAAGAGAUUAUAUGUAGAUUUCAUAGGCACUGCCAAACUAUCAAAGAUGGCUUAGCUAACAAUGGACAAUUUUGGAGGGAUGAUAAGUGAUGUGGUCGAGAAGAUUAGUUAAUCCCCUUAGCUAGAGCAUAAUCUAUAUUGA